This is a messenger RNA of Nymphaea colorata (pocket water lily), 8218 nucleotides long. Its product is annotated as putative ABC1 protein At2g40090. The transcript has 13 exons. Bases 6543 to 7166 code for a protein of 207 amino acids. NCBI's taxonomy places the organism in Eukaryota, Viridiplantae, Streptophyta, Magnoliopsida, Nymphaeales, Nymphaeaceae. The record is from RefSeq and is a predicted model, not a curated record. Gene Ontology annotation, biological process: lipid homeostasis; mitochondrion organization. Gene Ontology annotation, cellular component: mitochondrial inner membrane.
AGUCCCAUUACUACAGUAUGUGGUGCUCGGCUUCUUCCCUCUGUUAAAAUCCCAACUAGGUUCCCUGGGUUUGCGAAUCUGAGGAACCUCAUGUUGAAUCUCUUGCAGAAGACGAAGCGCUUCCAAGCCCGUCUGAUCGGCAGCCUUGGACCUUUUCUCCCAUCAGACGAACCCUUUCGCGUCCUGCUUGCCUACUUGGCAGCAAUCGAGGGCCUGAUUUUCAGUUGGCGUGGUGUCCUUGCUAGAUGUAUUCAUCACCAAAAACAUCUGGCGAUCUGGGUUCUGAUCAGUUGCAACAACAAUAGCCCGUUGGCAUCUGCGUCAAUCAACAUCGGCCUCCUCUUUAUCAUCCUCGUACUGUUCUCCAUCUUCAAGAAGCAACCAGGGAAUGCCGUCGUAUAUGGCGCUCGAACCAUGUCGAGGGAUGAGGGGGCUUUCCCCCCCGCUACCAGGAAGACGCCUUCUCGUUCCGCAGGUUUCUUCCUUCUUUCGAACGGGUAGGGCCGGCGUUUCGGGUAACAGAGGACGACUUGAUGAGGAACUGCGGCCUGGACGCCUUGGUGGUCAUUAGGCUCUUCAAAUUUGGUUUCUUGAAGUUGGGUGAGGGGAAAUCCUGCGAGGAAGUAUCACCUUAAGAAAUCGUUGGUCCACUCAUUGGUCGUCACGUUUGAUGGGCCUUUGCGGUAUGGUCUUGUUCUUCUGAUGGUAAAGAGGUUUGCCUUUUUCUUUUUCCUUGUCAUGAUCCAUCGCUUUACUUUCCUUUUUCUUGCUUCUGUUUCUUUUCCGAUGUCUGUUCCUUCUUUUUGUUGAAUUCGAGUUUGAUGGGUUUCGGAUGUGGUUUGUGCUCUAUGUUUACAUCCUGCAAGUGAACUCUUUUCUUCCUUUCUGUCUGGAUCAAUGAUUCUUGUUUUUUUCCCGUCAAAUCCUUAUUCUUCUUUUGAAAUUCUCUCGACAGCAUAAUUUAUGCAUGAGAUAUUCUUAUAUUUGCAGUAAGCAUGUUUUUUGGACCGUUCUGUAUGAAACUAUGAUUGACCAUAUUUGCAUUUCUGUGCUUUUUCUUCUUCAGCACAAAGCUUUUUAUGCCGUGUUCAGUAGUCGGAUUACUGGUGCUUGUGCUUGUUAAUUGCACAAGUCAAAAGAGAUCCUCCAGAAUCACCCUUUCAUAUUCGAUUGAUUCUUUUACCAUAUCGAAUAUUGGAAGACGAUAUAAUAGGUAAUACAUUCUUGGGUUAUAUGAAUGUUAACAAGAAUUAUUAUUCCUUAUGAUUUCCUGAAAAACAUUGUUCUUCACGCUUACUAUUUGGUGAACUCCUUUUAAAUUCACAAAUUAUUACUUUAAUCUUGAGUAGGUUUGUUUUGCUGCAAUGGUGAACUACACAAUUCGUAACUUGUACGUGAGGAUGAAAGAAAACCGAUGCCAUACACUGAUCAUUAUCGUUUGAUUCAUUUUGCUGCAGAAUUGUCAGGGCUCUUUCCUUGCUGGCAUUCUUUUCAUCUUAGUGAAUGUUUUAUGUCAUAUGCUUCUUUUCAUCAGAUAGUACUUUUAAGUCUUUGACUAACUAUUUCCCAGCUUUCUUUAAUAGAAUGCAUCUCGAUCAUAUAUUUAAUAGGCCAUUUUCAUCCAUCAGCUUAGGGAAACAUAAAAAAAAGAGUACUUACUUUGACAUGCAAUAAGACCGGGGCAGAGCUAAAUGUGGGCUUGUGUGGCAGUUGCCCACACGGUCCACAAAAGUUUAUGGAUUUACAUAUUCUUUAGCGCCAACUGUUUGCUUAUUUAUUCUCCUUCGACAUAUUUAAAACUUUGGAUUUUUUGCUAUUCGUUCUUGUUUGGAGCUUGAUUUAACAACCUUGGAAUGACUGCCCAGAUGAUGCAAUAUUUUAAUGAUAUUUUAGAUGAAAAAGUCUGACUCAUGACACUUCAUUGUGCUUCUUGAUGCACCGUGGCUGUAGAAUCGAACCAUGUACUACUGGUGAUAUGCACUGUGAUUCAGUUGGAGUAACUUUGCUAUGUUAUAGAGCAUAUUGCUUAGUGUUUUAUGCAAUUUAUACCUAAAAUCCUAUGACUUCAAGAUCAGCAGUAUUGUGAGGUGAAGAUAAUGUGGAAGAGCUUUUAUGUUCAUCAGGGGCGCACAUGCAUACACGAUCAUGUGCAUACACGAAUUGCAGAUGAAGUGUUCUUUCAUCAAUCAUGUGCAUGCACGAAUUGCAGAUGAAGUGUUCUUUCAUCCAUGCAUGCAAAUGUUGGGAUAAAUAGUAAUUACCAUAUUAUGACUUUGCAUUUUAAAUUUUGUUUUAGUCAACCUUCAUGAUUUUUUUUUCCGGCUUGUAUAUCCUUCAAUACUCCUCUUGAAUUUUCCAAGUUAUUUAAUUCAGUAUUCUGCAUUGUAUGUUUUACACAUAAAACGAAAAUAUAGGUUGAGCUCCAAACAGUUGAUGGGCUAGUGAAAGAAAGCACUCAGUGUGCUCCAAAUGGUUAUUAUUUCAUUCCAGUUUAUGAUAAGGUAUCAGAAAAAGGUUCAUUAGCUUUCUUAUUUUUCUGGUUGCCUGGACGUUUUGUAAGUUUUUUGCUGGAAGUGUUGUAGUAAAUUAAACUGCAGUGCUGUUCCACUCCUAACAGAUGUUUCUAUCGGUUUUGUUCACUGUUUCUGUAAAUGUCUCUUCUUCAUUUAAUGAUUCCAAGAGUUUCCUGAAUCAAGCUGCUGAAUUUUGUCACAACAUAUUUUUCUGUCAUGUAAAACUCAAGCCUCUGCAGUUUAUAACUGUUUUCUGCAUCAAAAACUUAUUGGUAAUGUACUUUUUAAUGCUGCUCACUUUUUGAUAAAUCAAUAGGUUCUGGUUACUUUAGUAUCUGUUGGUCCUUUGUGCAGCUUUCAUGUUCAUUUACGUGCAACUUUCAUGUUCAUUUAGGUUUUAGGACACUUAAUAUAUAAAAAAUACCCCUUUGAUAUGAAACAUCUGAUAAUGAAUAUGGUUCGGGAACUUUAGAGUUUAGAGAUUUACUCUUCAUUAUAGUAAAUGGGUAAGAAGGCAGGUGAAUUAUUACAAAGUGAAAGAUUGUUUUGUAUAUUUUGGUAAACAACAUGGGGUAUGGGAAUUGCCCUGGAGUAUCUGUGUUGGAAUGGCUUUUUUUUGACACAGAUAUGCCUGGGGCCCUGAGCGAUUGAGUAUGUUAGAUGAGAUUUGGUCAGAUCCAAUCCAAAACAUUAAACUUAAGAAAGGGAAAAAGAAUGACACCCUUACCAUGUACAGUUUACCAGCGAGAGGGAGAGAGAGAGAGAGAGUACCAGCAAGAAGAAUCUGAUGGUAGCGAGUUAAGACACCAGAGGGCAAGGGGUGAGCCACCAAUGAGGGCAGAUAACUUGCAAGAGAGAGAUUGCGUGAACCGAUGGCCUCCUAGAGCUGGGUUUCCCCUCCUUCAUAAUGACUGAUGAAGAGAACCUGUAUAUAUAUGCUGCUGUGUUUUAACCCAUAUUGUCAAUUGUCAUAGAUGCACCCACACUCAUAUCCAUAUCCAUGUGACACAGAUAUUUUGGUGGUGAGGUGGGCUGAAUUGGUUGUUUCUGCUGAAGAUCAGCUUUUAGUGAUUGUCUUAGACUUAGUUGUUCAGUCUCUCAAAUUUUUGUACAAAAAUGUAAAAUGUUCUUAUGAAUCACUAACUUAGAACUCCAACUCCUUUUUGAUAUUGAAGAAAGACUUUUGUGUUUGGCAUGUUUCUAGAAAGAAAACAACCUUAUGGUACUUGGUCUAUGUUCUUUUAUCUAUGUUUGGAACUUUAUAAUUCAGUCCUUAUGGUUUUCUAUUGCAUAAGGUAGGUAAGAAUAUUAAUUUAUGGGCAUUUAUAAUCUAGUAUGGUCUUUUGGGGAUAUUACCUGAAUGUGCCAACUAUAUUCCAUGUAUUUGUGCAAUAUUUAGCUAAGACUCUCUAACAUGUGCGGUAUCAAGAUGUCAGGUGCUUUCGUAGAGACGUAUACACACACACAUGCUUACAUUUUCGCAUAUAAUGAGCUACCAAUUCAUCUAAGAGACAAAGGAAUAAAUGGUGUGGCAGCUUAAAGCCUUAGGCAGAAAGGAUCUCUUCUCUUACUAACAUUAUGCAUGUUCACUAUGUUGCUGAUGUCCUUUGUACUUACUAACAUUGUGUAUCUUGUGUUGUAACUUUAGGGUUCUUUUGUUGUCCAAAUUAAGGGACCUCAUGGAUGGUCAUGGGAGCCAGAUCAUGCAAGUUGCUGCUUUCUGGUCCCAUGCUUGCCUUUAAAAUUAUGUUCUCUAUUUACUUGUUGUCUUUUGUUAACUCCUUCAGUUACUUUCCUGAACCUUCUUACUUUUGGUAUGUGACAUGCGAACUUUGGCUGCCAAUAUUAUCGUGUUUUAAAUUAAGCUCAUGACUACACGGAAGCUUGCAUUCUUCUGCAACUGACAAAGCAUUAGUUUUGUUCUGUUGGCAACUAGAUCCCUGUUUCUUUUUCUAGUUAAGUAUGUCCCUGAACUUUCAGUGAAAACGUGUAAAUAUGGUAAAGGAUUCUCUUGAUGUGGAUCCAACUUCCACGUAGACUAUUUGGCAGUAUAUAUAUGCCAAGGGCUUGAGGUUGUAAUUGCUGGUUAAAGUAGUCCUGUAUAGACUGAUUUGCUAUAAUUGGAAAGGUUUGGAUUGUGCGUCUUCUGGAAAGUUUUUCUCAUCCCCACACCCAAAAAAAAAAAACACACCCUUCCCACCCUUAGGACUAGCUUGACGCAACUGUAGGACCUGAAGACACUUUCAGCAAAAGCUUGUUAUUCAUCUGAAACCAGGGGAAUGUUAAAGAUGUUACCGCAGGAACUGGGAUAUAGUGGAGCAGCACAAUAAGGAUUUGAUAACGAACUUCCCACAUUACUCUCAAUAACUGAGCAUAAAAGAUUGUAGUUAGCUGGCAGGAGAAAGAAGAUGUGAGGUGUGGGAUAGUGUGAAGAUGAAGAACAUUUAUGAGGAAGAUGAAGGAACCUCUGUGCUGUGUUGACAGUGCAUACAGAUUCAGCUCUGGGCAGAUUAAGGAGCUGAGAUUGCUGAUUUUGAUAAAACAGGAGUUGUACCGGAGCCUGUGUUCCAUUUAUUACUAGAAAAUAUGGGAGUUGUUCGACAAGGCUGAUGUCAACCAGUAAUUUUUCAAUCUAUUUUACGUUUAAGUUGAAGGUUGUUAAUCACAUCCAUAUGUAAGUGUAUAAGAUGAUGGAAGCAUCUUUUCUACCAUUGAUUUUAUAGAUGGCUAUGCCACACAGGUACUUGUCAAAGGCCCAAGUACACACAUAUUGUGUACAUAUAUCAUAUAUAAUAUAUGUAAUAUACUUGUAUAUGUCAUAUCUAACAAUAUAUUAUGUAUACAUAUAAUUUAUAUGUAAUAUUGCUUAUAAUAUAUUGCAUAUAUUAUACAACCUAGGAUUAUAUAUGUAUAUAGCUUAUAACGUACGUUAUGUAUAUGCACCAUAAUAACAAUAUAUAAUAUAUGUUUAUAAUCUGCUAUAUAUGUUGUAUGAGUUCUUUUGAGAAUUUUAGAAAGCUUAAAUGAAAUUAUUAAGAACUCAUGAGCUGCUUAUAUAUAAAUGUUGGGUACUCUUAAGGAACUAACAACAAGAUUAAGAUAUACUUGACUGUGACUUAAGUAUAGAUUAACCUUAAUUAAUAUAAGUUUAAUUAAACUAUUCCAUAAUUAAGAGUUACUAAAUACCUUUCAGUUUGAAAGUAAAUAGCUUCAAAAUUGGGGACAAGAUUGAAAAAUAAAAUAAAAUAAGAGGGAGGUCGUUGCACGACCCCCAUUUCAAGACCAAAAGAGAGGGAUAGAAGAAAGAGACGAGGGGAAGGGAGGAGACUGAUUUUCAGGCGGUCAAAUCAACAAGAAUCAGGUAUGGUGUCCCUAGCAUCCCUUUUUGCUUUCGGAAAUGGUUUUGAUUCAGUUAAUGCAUAAUUUCACACCAUAUUUUUGGAAUCAUGCUUAUUUCAUGUGUUGCACGCGUUGAUAACUUUUGCUUGACCAAAAAUGGUGCAGACUGGGAUAUUAUGCAAACCCCCAACUAGCCAGUUUGUGAAAUAGCGUCUUUGCAGCUAGUUUUUGAAUUGCCCGAGCCAUUUUGCCAGUCGUCGGCGGCUGACCAUGGCCAGUCCGGCUUGACCACAACUCUAUCCGUGGCCACGUAUUGCUGCUGGUGGUCCGCUUGGCUUGUUUUUGACUUCUUGAGGAUAUUGUCUGAUAUGCAGACACUUACCGCAGAAUGGAUGUCAAGCACAGCCAACCCAGAAGCUGCGUUGGCACCGGUGUAAGAUUGCAGGAUAUUGUCUGCUAUUGGGAAACUUUUCAGCAGAUUGGAUGUCAAACAUACGUAACCUACAAACUGAGUUGCCACCAGUGCAGCAUCCAGAUAUGUAUACACAAAACUCUUGGCAAUCCUUGGAAAAGCAAGGCGACCUGUAGAAGCUUUGGAUAUGGAACGGAGGGGAGUAGUUGGGUCAGCUAGUGUGUAUUAUGAACUGGCUUGUUGCCUUUGCAAUAAAUAAAGGAAGGUGUUGAGAUGCUAUGGUUCAGGAGUUGGACUUCUUAUAUGAGGCCAAGAACAGUGAGAAGUGCUUGGAAAACUUUAAGAAGCUCUCUCUUCAUCUUGUAAACUACAUAUAUGCUCCAAAGGUGUACUGGAAUUUGAGUACCAGUAGGAUGCUGACAAUGGAAUUUAUGGAUGCCGCAGAAGUGACUGAUGUCUCUGCUAUUCGACGACUUGGCAUUGAUCCAAAUGAUGUUCCUAAACUAGUAAGCCAAGUCUUUGCAGAAGUGAUUUUUAAGCAUGGGUUUGUCCAUUGUGAUCCACAUGCUGCUAACAUGAUGGUGUGUCCAUCUGGAAGAACUCAUAUUCUGCACCCAAAAAGAAGGCCCCAGCUGAUUCUGCUGGAUCAUGGAUUGUACAAGAAACUUGAUUUUUCUACAAGGACAAGCUAUGCUGCACUUUGGAAGGCUCUUAUAUUUGCUGAUGUAAAUGGAAUAAAAGAAAACAGUGUUAAACUUGGUGCUGGAGAGGAUUUGUAUACCCUUUUUGCAGGAAUCUUGACAAUGCGACCGUGGAAUAGAGUCAUUGAUCCAGCAGUGGAUCAUUUGUUUUUGCAGGGGAAUGCUAGUGACCGUGAAGAACUCCAGAUUAGUAAUUAUUGAUUGUAGCAUGUGAUCAUAAAUAUUGACUAGAUUUUGACAUUAUACCUUUGAAACUGUAAGAAAAAUGGGUAAAUAGCUGGAGAUUGUUCCAUCUGAGCUACAUAUUUGAAAGUUUGUGAAAUAAUGCAAGGAUCUUCUAAAGGAGAUUCACUAAAAAGAAAAUAAUCUUCACAAGAUUAAAUGCAUUAAGCAUGCAGGAAACACAUGCCAAACACACACAGACUGAAUACGGAAGAGGACCUUUAUUAGAAAAAAGCCAUGUGAAGAAACGGGGCCGAAGUCCCUAAGAAAUAUAUGAAGGAUAAGGUGGAUAUGGUUGCUGGGCUAGCUCCUAGGUCUAGAAGUCUAGGGGUUGGGGCUGUCAGAUUACAACAGAACUUGUCAACAGAUGGGAAGAAGGAGAAAACACAAAGAUGCGGGCUCAAUCUCAUCACAAUUUCCAAAAUGGGUCAUGACUCAUGAUCUAUCUGUUAUGAAUGUAUUUUCUGUUCUUAUUUGCAUUCUUUUUCCUUUUCCUUUUCUUUUUGUGUUUUCCAUUAUUUUUGUUUUUUCCUUUUUUCUCUUCUAAGAGAUGUUAGAGCCCCAAUGGCUAGAUUUGCCUAAAGCCCUCUUGCCUGCCUCUUUAAAACGCCAUGAUGGUCCAUUUGUAAGCAUUAGUCUUGAGGUUUAAUGACACUUUUUGUGCCUUAGUGCACAAAUUAUUUUCUAGUUGUCUUUGUGUGUGCUCUCUUGUGAGAGUUUGUGGUGUGAGAAGGUAUACAUUUAUAUUUAUAUCUACUUUCCUUACAUGAUAUUGAAGUAAGAAGAACUUGGCAGCCAAGUAAGUUCUCCGACGACUCUUUUCUUCAGCAACUUCUUUCCUUUCGUCUCUCCUCGUCCUCUUCUUGUCGCCUCUCUCUCCUCGUCCUCUUUUCGUCUUCUUCCUCUUAAUCCACCAGCAGGGAGACGGUAAGAGAAUAGAACUUGGUUGUGCUAUGUGGAAGACCUAUUGUAAGAUUUUGAUAUCUAAUGCCAAACCACCGGAUGAAGUUAGAUGCAAAAGGAGAAGAAGA